Mercurialis annua (annual mercury) is the source of this 602-nucleotide messenger RNA. Its product is annotated as protein yippee-like At5g53940. The record is from RefSeq and is a predicted model, not a curated record. NCBI's taxonomy places the organism in Eukaryota, Viridiplantae, Streptophyta, Magnoliopsida, Malpighiales, Euphorbiaceae. Gene Ontology annotation, cellular component: ubiquitin ligase complex. Bases 52 to 441 code for a protein of 129 amino acids. The transcript is spliced from 5 exons.
UCCACUUGCACUCUUCAAUACCAAGAGCAAAAAAAAAACCAGGCUUUUUUCAUGGGCAGAGUAUUUGUGGUGGAGCUAGAAGGCAGGUCUUACAGAUGCAAAUUCUGUAAUACCCAUUUAGCCCUUCCUCUUGAUCUUGUCUCCAGGUCUUUUCAUUGCCGCAGGGGAAAGGCAUACCUCUUCAAUAAUGCAGUGAACAUCACAAUUGGAACCUUAGAGGAGAGGAUGAUGCUUUCAGGAUUGCAUACUGUGGCUGAUAUAUUUUGCUGCUCUUGUGGACAAAUUGUUGGUUGGAAAUAUGAGGCAGCACACGAGAAAGGGCAAAAGUAUAAAGAAGGGAAGUAUGUUCUCGAGAGGGGGAGGAUUGUCGACGAGAUGGACUUAUCAGCGGGAGUCUUUAUCGAUACCCGAAGUGCAAUGAGCGACGGUGAAGAUGCUUAAGUUUUAACUUCUUAUAUGUUAAGCAGAUGUGCAAAAUUUGUAUGUAGUACGGAAGUAGAAAACAAGGUACUUUGUACAUAUAUGCAAACUAUAUUUGUUGAAGAGAAUUUCAUUCAGUUUUUUGUAAAAAUAAUAAUUUUACUAUAGUGUAGUAUGAUGAA